UAGCAAAACACGUUACAAUAUUAUGCUUUUCCCUUUAAACAUGGUAGACCAGUCACAUAAUAUUAUGAUUUUAGGACACGUUAUGUUGCAAUACACUAUACCUUGCUCUGGUGCCACACAGAUGCGUAACUGGAGUGUAACAGACCUCCGAAUGUUUGCUUAGUAGACAGUAACAUGGCCUCGCUGUUUUCCUAUUCCACUCCAAAGGAAAAUGCCUUUUUUCGUCUUCAAGCUGUAUGUACCAGGCAGUAAGUUAGCAGUGCAAUAUGGAUCAAGGACAAAAGUGGUUGAAGACCAAGCGAUCUCUUGGAGAAUAUCUGACUUGUUCUCCGAUGAGCUAUCUGACGUCCCUUGUGAGAUGUGUAGUGAUAGUGACUCAGACAGUGGCAGUGGCAGUGACAGGGGACAACAAAGAAUUGUGGCCACAGACAGUAAAAGUGACAGCAGCUCAGACAAAAAUGCAGAUGUGGAAAGGAGUUUCUCCAAGUACAAGAUGUGCUGUCAGACAACAGGCAUUGUCGAGAAUCUCCGCAUGUUAACCGUCAUCUAUUGAAACUCUGAAUGAGGUGACAAAUAUUGGAAUAUAUACCGUAUAUGUACAUUUGAUGAGCGUUACAAGAUGGUAGAAAAAAUGUAUCAAAACGUUUAGCUUCAA
This is a messenger RNA of Cryptotermes secundus, 655 nucleotides long. RefSeq lists its product as uncharacterized. The transcript has 2 exons. Bases 212 to 553 code for a protein of 113 amino acids. NCBI's taxonomy places the organism in Eukaryota, Metazoa, Arthropoda, Insecta, Blattodea, Kalotermitidae. The record is from RefSeq and is a predicted model, not a curated record.